Molecule: messenger RNA, 2693 nt
Organism: Cuscuta europaea
Lineage: Eukaryota; Viridiplantae; Streptophyta; Magnoliopsida; Solanales; Convolvulaceae
Source: the annotation of a GenBank genome assembly
UGAUAAUGGAGAUGAUGAAUAUCGAAGAUGGUAAAACACGAUUCUUUCAAUUCAGAUUCCCAAAUAGGUCCUCAACAGGCAUCAGUGAAGCAAUCAGCCCGUGCAUGACGGUCUUCUUUUUUUUAUCCUUGUUGGUGGCUAAUUGCUAACCUCUACUUCAUCUUCUUCUUCUAUGGUCUGGAAUUCAUUUUCUUCGCUUUUCUUAUUUGCUUCCCCCCUAUUUUUUGUCCCACCCCACUAUCUUUGCUGCAUUUUCUGGUGUUUCUGUUCGAACAUCUGCUUAAAAAAAUCUCUGCUAACCUAACCCUAAACCCAGCCCAAAACUUCUUGGAAAAACAUAGAUUUAUACGGAGUAUUUGUUUUCCCAUCUUCUUGAUGCGAACUGCCUAAUUAAUCCAAACAAAAGCAUAUGUACAAGCUACUGUUAUAUGGUUGAACACUUUAGUCUAACUUUUGUCUUAUUUUUGACGGAAAAGCAUAUGAGUAUUGUUGAGUUUCUAUGUUUUUAUUUUCUCCCUCCCAAUUGUACGAGAAACAAAAGCUGUAAGUAAUCUCUUGACACUUCUCCCGAUUUGCCUAUUGCCUAUCCUUGUUUAAGUGCAUAUUUGUGUGUAAUUUCUCUAAAGUUAUUUCAACUUACAAAUGUUUUUUUUCUACAUUCCAACACUUGGUAUACGUUAUUUUUUAGAAACAAUUUCGUUACAAUUGGUCCAACCCCAAUGAAACUUGAGAACCCCUAGCCAAUACCCAGUUCUUUGACCAGUUAGGUGGCUGGUCUGGUUAAGAUAACCUUGCAAUCUACUGAAAACUUAUGGACUUCAAUUUACCCCUACUUUUUGAGUCUUUAGUCAGCAUUCUACAUCUUCCCUUUUCCUGGAUUAAACUAUAGUCUUUUUUGUUACUGGGGUUGUGGUUACUCUCCAACUCCAGCAUGGAAGGCAUAGUUCAGUACUUCAGUUGAGUAGAAUCACUGAGUUUCAGUAAUCUUCUAAAGUAGCUAUCUUAAUUCAUUCAACUGUUUGAAUUGAAAAUUAAGGCUUGCAAAUUUUGCAUGCUAAAAGUCGUUUAUCCUAAUAUGUACAACAGUAAAAGUUUCAAUAUUUAAACAGUAGGAUUCGUGAUCUGUUCUUAUCUCUUCUUGAUACCAAUAUUCACCAUCUGUUUCAGAUUCAAACUUCAUUCUUAUCAGUAUCCCAUAGUUAUCUCAUUUUGAGGUUAUCCCUAACUUACUUUUUCCCUAUAAUUUGCAUCUAUCAGUGCUGCAGGGUGAGGAGAAGGAGAGAUAAAUUCAGUGAACUUCCAGAUGGUUUACUUGACAAGAUUUUGGGAUGCAUGCCCAUUUUACAUGCUGCUAGAUUGGCCGUUUUGUCUACUCUGUGGAGAGAUACGUGGUUCAGUCUUACAACACUCGACUUUGACAUUGACUUCUUUAAUCACAUUAGAGACAAGUAUUAUUCUUACUAUUGCAGUGAUUGAAGAACCAGGAAACUAAUACUACGUAUAUGACAAUCAUAACAUUGAUUCAUUGGUCUCUGUGAGUUUAUACAUAAUCAACAAAAUUGUCAUGCAUCAUAGUGGACCUGUUCGUAAAUUUCGCUUUUUAUUUGGUUGUUGUGAUUUUGGAACACUUAAUUCACGAAUGUUUGACAUUUAUCAAUGGCUCACGUUUGUCACACAAAAAGGCGUUGAAGAAAUUCACCUUAAAAUUGAUGAAGAAGAUCGAUUCAUGCUGCCUAACUGCAUCUUUUCCUGCCCAACACUCAGGAGGUUGCGUAUUCAUGGAUCGUCUUAUGACACAGUAGACGCCCCUCGCAACUUACUAAAUUUGACUUCACUUUAUUUUGAAGAAGUUGACUUUAAGCCUAGUGGUCAUGCAAUUAAUGCUCCCAUGCUUGAGAAUCUGUCAUUUUAUUCAUGCGAUGAAACUAUGUUCCAUUUUAACAUCACUGCCCCAAAACUUGGUAAGUUAACCAUAGAAGGUUGUUCCUAUCACCAAACCAAUGGCUAUCUUCCAGUUAACUACUCGAGUUGGGAAUCUGUUCGUACUCUCUAGUUCUGGAUGGUUACUCGAUCAUGGAGCGUUACGCACUAGAGGGUGAUAUUUCUCCUACAUUCAUUCAUUUGCUGCAGUUAUGCCCAAAAUUGUGCGAACUUCAUAUGGAUGUAACGGUCAUCUUCUAGUUUUAAUUUUCUAGUUUUACCAAUCACUUUGUUGUGAGUUUAGGUGAUUGAUGAAUUCAGUUUUCUUUUGUUGCUUUUCUGCAGAUUAUUGAAAUGUUGGGAGAUUGCGUAGGGACACGCUCAGAACUUCCAGAGUAUCUUUACCGUGUGGCUAGGAAAUGCAACUUGCUUCAGACUAUGAUUUUGAGUGAUGUCCCAUACAGAGGCGAGAUUGAGAGUUGGCUGUUUGGCAUCAAGGGGUUACUUGCAUGCUGCCCAACACUUGAGAAGUUAGUUAUCAGAAAACAAUUCAAUCUUAGAGCUAUGAAGAAAAUAUUGCAUUUUCCCGUGCCUCCCCAAAAAUUGAAAUACUCCAGUUUUCAUCGAAUAAAUUGAAUACAUGUGUUGAUUGCACUUUAUUCAUUCAACAUUGUAUCGUUUAUUAGUUUGAGAAGUCUGCAGGCGCUGGAUGUUCAUAUUCAAAACAAUUGCAUCAACCGUUUAAUUCAAUUUUAAUAGCUUCUAAACCACAA